AAACUUGCAGCUGCUCACUUUUCAGACUAUGCUCUUGUUUGGUGGAAUAAGUUUGCAAAAGAGAGAUUGAGAAAUGAGGAGCCAGCGGUGGAAACAUGGGCUGAAAUGAAACGAAUCAUGAGGAAAAGAUAUGUCCCUUCAAGCCAUGCUAGGGAUGUAAAAUUUAAACUUCAAAAACUUACCCAAGGCAGCAAGAGUGUUGAGGAGUAUUACAAAGAACUUGAGGUGCUUAUGUUGCAAGCCAAUCUUGAGGAGGAUGAAGAGGUAACCAUGAUUCGAUUUAUUAAUGGUCUAUCUAAUGAUGUUAGAGAUAUUGUAGAACUUCAGGAAUAUGUAGACAUGGAAGAAUUGCUGCACAAGGCCACUAAAGUUGAGCAACAACUCAAAAGGAAAGGGCUUGCAAGGAAGAGUUCUACCAAUUCCAAUUCAUCUUGGAGAGACAGAAUGAAGAAUGAAGGGCCGAGCACCCUUAGCAAACCAGCCACCAAACCACAAGCUUCAGCUUCUUCAAAACCUCUUGAACAACCAUCCAAAAAGAGCAAAGAGGUCAAGUGCUUCAAAUGCCAAGGUAUGGGACAUUAUGCUUAUGAAUGUGCCUCCAAAAAGACCAUGAUUCUUAAGGAUGAUGGAGACUACACCAGUGAGUCCGAAGGAGAACAAAGUGAAGAAGAAGAGGAGGCAGCCAUGAAUGGUGAACUGUUGAUGAUCCGAAGAAUGCUUGGUAGCCAACAAAAGCCAAAGAAAGAAAGCCAAAGAGAGAAUAUCUUUCACACAAGAUGUUCUGUCAAUGGGCAGAUUUGCUUGAUGAUUGUUGAUGGCGGGAGCUGUACUAAUGUGGCUAGUGAAAGAAUGGUGGAGAAGCUGAACCUGGUCACAAAACCACAUCCUUGGCCAUACAAACUUCAAUGGCUCAGCCACUAUGGAGAAAUACAAGUAAGUAAGCAAGUUGAAGUUGACUUUUCCAUUGGCAAAUACAGGGAUAAGGUUCUUUGUGAUGUUGUUCCCAUGGAGGCUAGUCACAUACUGCUGGGAAGACCAUGGCAAUAUGACACCAAGGAUUAUGAGGAUGUGUUUCCAACAAGUGUUCCAAGUGGUCUACCACCACUGAGAGGAAUUGAGCAUCAAAUUGAUCUCAUUCCGGGAGCUUCUUUGCCUAAUAGGCCAGCAUAUAGAAGCAACCCACAAGAAACCACUGAAAUUCAAAGACAAGUGGAAGAACUCUUGAACAAAGGGUGGGUAAGAAAUAGCAUGAGUCCUUGUGCUGUACCGGUGAUUUUGGUACCAAAGAAAGAUGGGACUUGGAGAUUUGUUGUGAGUUCGAAAGGAGUGCAGGUUGAUGAGGAAAAGAUCAAAGCCAUUCAAGAGUGGCCCACUCCUAAAUCCGUGGGUGAUGUAAGAAGUUUUCAUGGCUUGGCCAGUUUCUACAGGAGGUUUGUAAAGGACUUUAGUACCUUGGCAGCACCCCUAAAUGAAGUGGUGAAAAAGAAUGUGGGUUUUCAUUGGGGAAAGAAUCAAGAAGAGGCCUUUGCUGCCCUAAAGCAUAAGCUUACCCAUGCACCUAUACUUGCUUUACCUAACUUUGCUAAAUCUUUUGAACUUGAAUGUGAUGCUUCAAAUGUAGGUAUUGGAGCUGUGUUGCUUCAAGAAGGCCACCCAAUUGCUUAUUUUAGUGAAAAGUUAAGCGGAGCUGCCCUUAACUAUUCUACUUAUGAUAAGGAAUUGUAUGCUUUGGUGAGAGCUUUGAAGACCUGGCAGCAUUAUCUUUUGCCCAAGGAAUUCGUGAUUCAUAGUGAUCAUGAGUCGCUGAAAUACUUGAAGGGGCAAGGUAAGUUGAACAAAAGGCAUGCCAAAUGGGUUGAAUUUUUGGAACAAUUUCCCUAUGUCAUAAAACACAAAAAGGGGAAAAGUAACAUUGUGGCUGAUGCUUUAUCCAGGAGACACGUGCACAAUGGAUUUUUAUUUAAGGAAAACAGGUUGUGUGUGCCUAAAAGUUCCAUUAGAGAACUGCUUGUUAAAGAAUCCCAUGCUGGGGGACUAAUGGGUCAUUUUGGAGUCCAAAAGACUCUAGAAACUUUACAGGAACAUUUCUAUUGGCCCAAAAUGAAACAUGAUGUGAUCAAGUUUUGUGAACAUUGCAUUGUUUGCAAGAAGGCUAAGUCUAAGGUGAUGCCACAUGGUUUGUAUACUUCUUUGCCAAUCCCUGAAUACCCUUGGGUUGACUUGUCUAUGGACUUUGUUUUAGGCCUCCCUAGAACAAAGAAUGGUAAGGAUUCCAUUUUUGUGGUUGUUGAUAGGUUUUCAAAAAUGGCUCACUUUAUUCCUUGCAGGAAAGCUGAUGAUGCUUGUCACGUUGCUGAUUUGUUCUUUAAAGAAGUUGUAAGACUUCAUGGGAUGCCUAGAAGCAUAGUUAGUGAUAGGGACACCAAGUUCCUAAGUCACUUCUGGAGGACUUUAUGGGGGAAGUUAGGCACCAAACUUUUGUUCUCUACCACUUGCCACCCACAAACUGAUGGGCAAACUGAGGUGGUUAAUAGGACCCUAGGCACCUUGCUUAGGACUGUCCUUAAGGCCAAUUUAAAGGCUUGGGAGGCGUGUUUGCCUCAUGUUGAAUUUGCUUACAAUAGGGCUGUCCAUAGCACUACCAAUUGCUCUCCAUUUGAAGUAGUGUAUGGAUUUAACCCUUUGACUCCUCUUGAUUUGUUGCCUAUGCCUAACAUUUCGGUGCACAUGAGGAAGGAAAGGUUUCCAGAACAAAGGAAAUCCAAACUCCAACCUAGAGGGGAUGGACCUUUUCAAGUGCUUGAGAGAAUCAAUAACAAUGCCUACAAAAUAGAGCUUCCAGAUGGCGGAGAAUUUGAUUUGAGGUCAAAUCCUUUUCAAGAGGGAGGGAAUGAUGAGGACAAGGACAAGGACAAGGGUCAUGGAGCCCUAAAAGGACUUGGAGGACCAAUGACAAGGGCUAGAGCUAAAAAGGCCAAAGAGACUCUUCAGCAAGUAGUGGCAACCAUUCUUGAAGACAAAGUGGUA
Messenger RNA from Lotus japonicus, 3027 nucleotides. RefSeq lists its product as uncharacterized. Lineage: Eukaryota; Viridiplantae; Streptophyta; Magnoliopsida; Fabales; Fabaceae. The record is from RefSeq and is a predicted model, not a curated record. The transcript has 6 exons. Gene Ontology annotation, molecular function: nucleic acid binding; zinc ion binding. The annotation marks the transcript as partial. Gene Ontology annotation, biological process: DNA integration.